Messenger RNA from Lentinula edodes (shiitake mushroom), 1029 nucleotides. RefSeq lists its product as uncharacterized. Bases 55 to 1008 code for a protein of 317 amino acids. The record is from RefSeq and is a predicted model, not a curated record. The transcript is spliced from 2 exons. NCBI's taxonomy places the organism in Eukaryota, Fungi, Basidiomycota, Agaricomycetes, Agaricales, Omphalotaceae.
GAAUUGUGAGUAGAAUUCGGGCCGAUUCUACAAGUUAUCAUUUGAUCAAUGUGAAUGAGAUGGUUUCAAAGUACCACAGUUAUGUCUACGCCAAAGCUGCCUCGGAAGACAGGUUCUACUAAUCACCCUGACUUCAUUAACCCUUCUUUCUUCAAAUCCAUUCGCCACAAUCAUAGAUGGGCGUGCACUCUCUGUCCUGGGGCGCGAAAAACACCAUACAUGACCUAUCAAGUCGCUAGACAACAUGAACGAAACUCUGCGGAGCAUGCCUCUCGCGUGAAACAGCGACAAGAACGACAACCUCAACAACAUGCGCAGUCCUCAGCCUGGGACCAACCUUCCAUGAUAAACCCAUGGGAAACAACCGGUCCCUCAGCGGACGCUUGGCUCGUACCCGCGACAGAGCACCACAAUUUCACGACCAUGACCAAGGAACAACUCCGAUCCAAAGAGCAUCAAUACUUCGCCGAUCAAGUCGAUGACAUGAUUCCCUUUUGGAUACGCGGGAUCGAAGCUGCUGAACGAGGAGAGGUUUUAAGGCUGGAAGAGUUCUUAGAUUCUUUGGAGAACGAAGCCGAUACCGAUACCUGGCCUCCGCGUGGUCCUAAUCCUUGGACCCAUCGUGAUCGACACUCAAACUACGGAGGUCGAGCUUGGGAACAAACGGAUUGGGAUAAUCAUAAUGAUAAUAACGACAUUGCGAAAUGGAUCGCUGAAGAGUCAGUUUCGUCUGCGGAGAGUGGCGGUCGGGUUAUUGGGCGAUCACACAGCAGUAAUCACAGGGUCAUACAGUCAAAAUCAAAAUCUCAGCUCUUCGAGUCGGUACAGGAUGGUGCCAACUCCCUAGUCGAAGUUGUAGCUCGUCAAAACUCAGCCGACGAAAAUCGAAAGCGGGAAAUGUACUCCUUUCUCGAGGUUGGUGUUCAUAUACAAUAUGUAGAUACAGAUAUUGUCUCUUUCAAAAAGUUGUUGCUUGGGGAUUUCUUUAUAAUCGUUUCUUUUUUUUAGUUAUCGACAAACGAAAAGGUC